AUGGCGUUCCUUCAUGGUGUUUUAAGUAACAUUAAGCCUAAAUUAGGCUUACAUAGUCAUCACAUUAAUGAAGCUAUAAGGCUUCUUAACGCCCAUAAACACCGUGGCAAAGAGGGUUUUAAUGCUGCGAUUGACAAGGUGGUCCAGGGGGUGAGGCAGUAUAAUGAGGGUGUGAAGGCGUCGAACAAAAAGGUGAGUGAGCCAAUGAAAAAUCUUCAGAGGGAGAUGGAGACUCUUAAAAUACAGGUAAGUAAAAUUACUGAUUUUCAUUCUGCUUCAGGUACCAUGACGCGUCUUACACUGGAGGAACUGAAGGCGGGGGAGGCCGCAGAAGCCCAGAAGAUCAAAGAGGCUGAAACAGCCGUGAGUUCGAUUAAUGAGCUGCUUAAGCAAUGCGAAUCGAACGCCAACAAAUUCAAUUCCGAUUUAGAUAUUAGCAAACGUGACGUAGAAAACAGAGUUAAUGAUCUUAGCAGUAAUCUAUCACUUAGAGUUAAGCACGUAAUAGGUAGCGUGAAGCACGAAACUGAGCGGCUUGAUAAGUUGUCUAAGGAGGAACAGAGUCAGCUAAAUGAGACGAAAGAGAAAAUCAAAGCAACGCUGGACGAGCUUGGCAGGCGGAUUAAUAUGCAAAUUAGUGAGCAGGUGAAGGAGGUAACUAAAAAGUGGAAAGCAAGCGUGCAAAAUUUUUUGGUCGAGCUCAACGAGAUUUAUCUAAAACUAGGAGAGUACGUGAAGGAGUUGGCCUCAUGGAUUGAGGAGGCGAAGAAAGUCAUUGAAUUUGCUGAGCAGAAUCUUAAGCAGAUAUCGUGUGAGGUGACGGUGAACGAAGAUGGCACAAAGCCGAAAAGAUGGAAUGAGAUUGAUCAGGUUACCACAACGAUUGGGAGUAAAGCCGAGGAGCUGCAUGGGAAAUUCAACGAGAUGAAGGACAAGUAUGUGAACGCUUGCGACAUAAUUCACGGUGAUGGUAGUGAAAAUGUUAAUACAGGGGGCGUCGUGGGAAAGCUUAGAAAUCUCCAUAGUAAUAUUACGGAGAAAGUGCCUAAUGAUGUGAAAACGCUUACGCACCACCAUGGUAAAUGGAAGUUGUCAACUCAGAUGUGGCGAUUCAAAACGGAAAUCCAACAAAACGUUGAGAAUUACUUGCAAUCUUUGAAGCAGGCACUGGAUCAGGGAAUUGCAGAGAGGGAAAAUCACGGUACUGUUACUGCUAAUAACGCCCCUGCUCUGGAAGCUCUGUCAAAAAAUGAGGAAUUAAAAAAGAAAUUGGGAAAGCUGGGAGGACUGUUUGAGACGGCGAAAGAAGACAUUGUCCAAGGUGGCCUUGGGUAUAAUAUAGAGAGCAUUAUAAAUUGCCUUAAAGAAGCGAAGAAGGAUUGGGGGUCUUCCUCUACCAGACUUCUGAUCGAUGCCCUAAAAGAGGCGAUCAGUGAAAAGGCCAUUGCCGUAAACGACAAAUUUGGCGAACUCCUCCAAAAAGCAAUUCAACAAGGUGUCUCUGAGCUUCAGCUGGAAAUGGAUGGGUUAGUUGGACAAUUUGAUGAUAUCACUAAGAAUGUGAUUACGUCACUCGAAACGCUAGCCCAAGCCGCGAGAGGCGCCGUUGAGCAAAAUGCCGGCAUGGUAGUCGGCAAACUUUAUGACCUGUGCGAAACCAUAAAGAGCCAGGGCAGAUACACCAAAGAGCGAUUGGAAGAAUUGAAGCGUUUAAUGUUCACUGAUUACAUUACAAUUAACCGCAAGGACCAGAUGGGACUAAACGAAAUUAAAAAUAAGCUUAACAAUCUCCACAAAACGCUGCUGGAGGGUCCCAUCAAGAAGGCGGAAACGUUACUUAGUCAGGAAUCACAACAGUUUGAAAGAGAUUGCAUCAGUUACCUCGCAGAUCACGUCCACAAACAACUCAAGCAGGCCACCGAUGAGCUCACGACUCACGCGAGGAGGCAAUACGUCAACUCACUGAAAACUCUGCUCACAGAGUUCGCCGCGAAAUGCCUGAGUGACCUAAAUGGCCUUCCAAAUGAGGUCACAAAGGACUCCGAUAGGGGCGUUAAAGGUUUUAUGAAUAAGUUCGAAGAGAAGUUUCUGAAGGACGAAAAAGCAAUUGAGGGUAUCAAGAAGAUUAAGACUGCGCCGUCUGCAGAUAAAUCUCCACUCAGCCAGGCCGCUGGAAAAUUAAAUCACGCCGUCAAGCGCUUUUUUCUCUAUUACCACAAACACGUAGAUUUUGUAUCAGACUUCAGAAAAAUUGAGGCAUCGAAGGAUGCAUUGCAGAAAAUGCUGGCAGAGCUCAUAACAUCGCAGCACUUCAGCCACGAAUUUAGCAAUAACUUACAAUCACUUACUAAUCAACUUGGCGAGCUUCACCCAUCUGAAUUCGGUGCAUCUUCGACUCCCAUGUUACAGUCACUUAAGGAGGGAAUAAUUGCCCUAGUCGGCGAACUAGGCAGGGCGUACGUCUCGCGGUAUUCGCAGAGGACUAUCGAGUGGGACAAAAUCGGCCAGGCAGAGAAAGAAAAGUACGCUAAAAUCGCCUUGACCCUUACGCCAGUCGUGUAUCAUGAAUUAACUGCGCUGAAGGAAGGACUUGAGAAUGGUUGGGAAAGUUACAAAAUAUAUGACUCUUCUAACUCCAAUCACAGUCUGCAUAAAUUAUUCUUCGCUUACAACGGGUAUGAUGUUGGCCGCCCGGCCGAAAGCCCAUAUGGCGAGUUAAAUCACAAAAAAGAUUUCAAUGGUAGUAAUAUUCUUGCACAUCUUAAUAAUGAAAGACAUAAGCUGUAUAGUAAAAUUACAACUCCCAUCACCGUUAUGUCUGAUUCCCAAAUCCAGUCGGAUGAGCCUCCACUCACCAUUGAAGAGGAAAACGGUGUCGUCCGACAACUAUUUGAUCACCUCAAUAAAUACUUCGGAGUCUGUCACUUAAAUUACAUUGACAAACCCAGGUCACCGUGUAGCAUCUAUGACAUGUCCCUAUGGCUCUCCGGCCUUCCGCAUAAUCCUGUUUACGAAAAGCUUAAGCAGCAGAUUAAGACUAUGUUCGAAGUGCCAAGUGAGACAGAUCCUUCUCAGAAAAUUGUUGCGCCCGUUAAAGCCUAUCCGCAACAGUUUACAAACGAACACAUCCAUGAUGCACUUGAUAAAGUUACAUCCCACGCUUACAUGCUUCUAACUGGCGUCGUAGGGCAUGGUGAUGCUGCAACGUUUUACGCGUGUGACUUCCCUACUAACUCUAUUAGCUUGUAUUAUCCUGCCUCCGGCGCGGAGUGUCUCGACAUGUUGCUUGAUAUACUACGUAGAAUGUUCCCCGUCCUUACAUUCUUGCAUACCCAGUGUAGCCUGCGUGAUAAGCACGGUGGUUGGCGUGACUGCUACUACGGCAAGGAUAUCAAGUCAACCAAAUUAGCGUGCAACGAGCAUGUUACCGACAAAGCUAGGUGCCAACCAAACUGCCAGGCAAGCACCAAAGCAAAUUGCCAACCUACGUCUCCACUUAUGUCUUACUUAAACGAUAGCUUACAUGGUCACUUGCCUCAUGAUGUAACCUCUAUUGGCUGCAAAUCAUCGUGCAACACCUGCGCCAAUUCUCCGCCAGGAAUGCCGUGUCUACCUCCCCUCGGUUUCAGAGCGUUCUCGAAUAGCACGCAUACAGGGAGAGACCUGUGUGAACUGCUGGCAGAAUUGGUCGGCAAGAGGGGAGUAGUAACCAAACUCUAUGCGCCACUGGCUUGCCUUCUCAACCGUGCACCUAAGACGUUCCCUGAUCUGUUUGCUUUCUAUUACAGACUAGUAAGGACGUGGACCCAAGCGUCAGAAUAUCGUAAGAUAUCGCAGUCUAUCCAAAAUGACAUCCGCAACGUCAUCGUACAGACCGUGUCCUGUAAGGACGAAGAUGCCGGCAGAUUCAUGGACGCUUGCCUAAAUUUCAACGAAUGCUCAUCGCACUUUAUGCACGACAAAAACACUGGUAUGGAUAUCAGUUACCUCGUUGGCUGCGGUCAGUCCGACUGCGGUUACAUCAUGCGCCCGCUCAACGCCUCGGCCUACAAUGUGUUUGCUCCUAAGUUUGCCAGCAGUUAUCUGUCAUGGUUGCUCUACGCUUGUUCAAAUAUUUACAACUUCCUCGAUCAGCUGAAAAAUUCUUUCUGCGACAUUUCCUGCUACGAUCACCAGUGUGGUCCAUGCCUCAACAGUGCCGGUUGUGCAAAAGACAAGCACGGCACAAAGCCAUGUGGAUGCUCAUCCAUUGUCCAGUGCCGAGGAGUCUCAUCAGUGUUUUACAGGUAUGGCUUAGCAUAUGCCGAUGCCGCCGGCAGAAGCCAAAUCAAAUGUCAGGAUUUCUGCGCAGCAUUGGACAAAAUAUUGCAAUCGCAAACGCUAAAGAAUUUCUUGAGUGCCAUCGAUGAGUUCAUGUUCACCGUCAGAAAAAAUUUCAUUUGGACAUUACUAGGGCUUUGGGCAUUUUCAUUCCUCUACCUGCUGCACAUCCUCGUCGUCCGUCUCGACGUCCUCCGCAUCCGCUCCCACCUGAGAUCACCCUCAAGCCACCGCAUCGCCGCCCAGUCGCUGCUCGCCGCCGCACGCGUCAGGGCACUCGCCAACGUCAAGUACUUCUCACCGUAA
Babesia ovata is the source of this 4626-nucleotide messenger RNA. RefSeq lists its product as uncharacterized. NCBI's taxonomy places the organism in Eukaryota, Apicomplexa, Aconoidasida, Piroplasmida, Babesiidae. The record is from RefSeq and is a predicted model, not a curated record. The transcript has a single exon. Bases 1 to 4626 code for a protein of 1541 amino acids.